UUGGAAAAGAAAAAACAAGAGGUCAUACAACAGUAUGCGUGUGCAAACAAGAGUCUGGCACCCGCAUAGCUCAGAACCUUAAAUGCGUGCGCGAUUAAGCAAGCAAACACGUGCACACAUGCAAAUUCCACUUCCUCUUAUGGUAGGAAGUGAGCUGUCGUGAGGAGGAGCGCUGUAUAGGAAGUGAGCUGUCGUGAGGAGGAGCGCUGUAUAAACACAAGAAGGAACUGCAGCCUCGUCGUUGUGUCUCGAGCGGAACGAGCACAGAGCUGUGCCAAGCCUGGUCCUGAACGCUCAGAGUGUGCUGAGCAGACCGGUCCUGCUUCUGAGCGGUUCUGACCAGUCCCGGACAAGAGGCAAAGAGAAGAAAAUUCACAGGGACAGGCAGGGAAAGAAGAGACAAGAGAAAACCAGGGAGACAAGCCCUCACAGACAGCUCUCUGCCAUGAUUCAAUAACUCUUCUUCUUUCCUGGCACACACACACACGCGCGCACACACACACACGCACGCACACACACACACGCGCGCACACACACACGCGCACACACACACGCACACCACCUGCAUACAAACUGGCUGUUUGUUUUCAAGCUCAACAAGCUCAGUCCCCAUACCUCCUCCCCAAACAUCUUCUGCCAUUUCUGUAAUAAAGAGGAAAGCACUGAGACAGGCGUAUGGACGGACACAGGGACGCAGAGAGGCUGACAGACAGGUGGACUUAGACAGUCAGUGUGUCCAUAUAAACAGGUGGGCUGAGAGAGAGAGGACAGACAGGAGGACGCAGAGAGAGUGAGGCAGACAGGCAGACACAGGGAGGCAGGCAAAGAGCAUCUCUGAGAUAGACAGAGACACAGGGUCCUGCCGACAGACCACUGGGCAGCAGAGAGGAUGCUGGGAUGUCAGGGCGGAGCCAGAGUUCGCAGCUGGCUGACGCUCGCCUCAGGGCUGGUGGAGUGUCUGUGCUUCGCAGGCGUCGUGUUCGGCUGGGCCUCGCUGGUGUUUGUCCUGAAGACAGAGGGCUACUUCAGCAGCUCCUGUGUCAGCACCAACAGAGCCAACGAAACCGGCACAGACUGCAGUGGACAGGACGAGCAGUUCUCCCUGGUCUUCACCAUCGCCUCCUUCAUGAACAACUUCCUCACCCUUCCCAACGGAUUCUUAUACGACCGCUUCGGCACCAUGGCAGCGAGGAUCCUGGCGAUAUCACUCUACACCACUGGCACUCUGAUGGUUGCUUUCUCCGGUGCAGUGAUAUCCAUGCUGCUCUUCCCGGCGCUGUCGUUCAUUACAGUGGGAGGCAUGUUAUUCCUCAUCACCAACAUACAGGUGGGGAACCUGUUCGGCUCUCGCCGCUCCACCAUCAUCACUCUCUAUAACGGAGCCUUCGACUCUUCCUCCGCCGUCUUCCUCAUCAUCAAGGUGCUGUAUGAGAGAGGGGUCUCUCUGCGCUCGUCUUUCCUCUUCAUGUCCGUCUGCAGCAUCAUCCACCUCCUCCGAACUUUCCUCCUCAUGCCCAAGACUCACAUCCCCUACCCACUGCCUGAGGGCUACACUUAUGGGAUGAGCUGUGGGAAAUCCAAGAGCCACAAUCUGGAGGGAGCCAGGAGGGAAGGUGAUGGAGGGAGAGAGAGCGUGCCGCUUCAGCCAGAAGAUAAACCGCAGAGUGCAGAGGGGCCAGCGCCCCCUGUAGCCAGUUUUAGGAGCUGCGUCCUGUCCUGGUUCUUUGCAUGGCACCUGCUGUGGCUCUCUGUGAUGCAGCUGAGACAUUACUUCUUUAUCGGCACCCUGAACCCCACGCUCAACCGCCUGACUGAGGGAGACCCCACCCUGGUGAGUAGCUACACCAAUGCCUUUGCCUUCACCCAGUUGUGUGGAGUUUUCUGUGCCCCCUGGAAUGGACUCAUUAUGGACCGUAAUAAAGGGAAGCCGCUGGCCCCAGGAGAGACAGAGAAGGAGGCAGACCUGCGUUCCUCCGCUCUCUCCCUCUUCCUCACUGCUCUCCAGUGCCUCCUCUUCAACAUCUGUGCUGCCAUUCCAGUCCUGCCUCUGCAGUACCUCACCUUCGUCCUGCAGGUCCUCAAUCGCUCCUUCCUGUACGGAGGCAACGCCGCCUUCAUCAGCAUCGCUUUCCCUGCCUGCCAUUUCGGGAAGCUGUACGGCCUGGUGAUGGCGCUGUCCGCAGUGGUGUCUCUGUUGCAGUACCCCUGCUUCACCCUGGUCAAGGGGCUUCUGAGGGGGAACCCCCUUUACGUGAACGUGGCUCUGACCCUGCUGAGUGUGCUGGCCUUUGCCCACCCGCUCUAUGUGUACCUGCACUGCCGACAGCUGGCCGCUGGGAGGAGUCCUGCUGGGGAGGACCGCGCCCACACCUCCGAGGAGGAGCCCAAACUGUAGCACCCUGGCAGCGUCACACGCGCACGCUCCAGCCAGUGCGUCCUGCAGACAGGAAACGGUCCAUCUGGUGCGCAUGGACGCGCCUCUGCGCAAUUUCCCCGGCUCUGCGCAGUUUCCCCGGCUGACUCGCGGCUGUCACUGUGAUUUUUUUGCUCACGACGUUUCUUCACCAGCUACAUUUAGCCACAAUGGCUACCACAGCUUACAGGAAUCAUUUUUAAAUGUGUUACCCAUCUACGUGGUGGGAUACCCAGGGUUUCAGCAACAGUGGCCCAGCUGGGAGUCGAGCUGGCAACCUUUUGGUUACAAGCCCUCCUCCUUAGAUUUGAAUAUUGCUGAGGAUUGUUUUGAAUUUGUUCUCAUUGUCAGAUUAGAUUAAAACAUCGAGCUGGAAAAGGGCAGUAGCAGUACCUGAUUGCCCUACGGCAACAUACUGAAUGUGUUUUUUAGAACUCUCUCUGAAAGGGAGCGUCUGCCAAAUGAA
This is a messenger RNA of Megalops cyprinoides (Indo-Pacific tarpon), 2879 nucleotides long. RefSeq names its product solute carrier family 43 member 3-like. The transcript has 13 exons. The coding region runs from base 890 to 2395 and encodes 501 amino acids. The record is from RefSeq and is a predicted model, not a curated record. Gene Ontology annotation, biological process: transmembrane transport. NCBI's taxonomy places the organism in Eukaryota, Metazoa, Chordata, Actinopteri, Elopiformes, Megalopidae. Gene Ontology annotation, molecular function: transmembrane transporter activity.